Ostreobium quekettii is the source of this 939-nucleotide messenger RNA. Lineage: Eukaryota; Viridiplantae; Chlorophyta; Ulvophyceae; Bryopsidales; Ostreobiaceae. The record is from the annotation of a GenBank genome assembly.
AUGUACUCCGACGACGGGGCGGGUCCUGGCCCUUACUCGGAAAUGUCAGGAGGAGCGGCGGCGAGAUACGACGGCCUGGGAUUCCUGUCGUACAUGCUGGCUGGCGCUGUGGCAGGAGUUGUGGAGCACACAGCGAUGUACCCAGUGGACACCAUUAAAACCCGGGCCCAGGCACUGGCGCACCCAGGCCAGCAGUUGCAUCGAUCCGCCCUCAAGCGUGCGCUAAAGGCAGCAUUUCGGCACGAUGGCUGGCCUGGCCUUUACAGAGGCAUAGGGGCUGUCGUUGCAGGUGCAGGGCCUGCGCAUGCUGUGUAUUUCCUAACUUAUGAGACAGCAAAGAAGCUUUAUGGCGGUGACAGGCCAGGACAUCAGGUCUUUGCCACUGGGCUUGCAGGUGCAACAGCAACGAUCGUCCAGGAUGCCGUGAUGACACCAGCUGAUGUUGUCAAGCAACGGCUCCAAUUGGUGAACACACCUUAUCGCAGUGUCUAUGACUGCACCACACGGACGUUUAGAGAGGAGGGUGUUUGGGCGUUCUACAGGUCGUACAGGACCACACUCUUCAUGAACGUGCCAUACAUGGCAGUGCAGGUCUCCACGUACGAAUCCUGCAAGAAGCUGAUGGGCUCUGAGGAGGAAGACGGGCUGAUGAUCCAGCUGACUGCAGGGGCCAUUGCUGGUGGCAUGGCAGCAGGUGUAACCAAUCCGCUAGACGUCGUCAAGACGAGGCUGCAGACGCAGGGCGUCACCAGCGCCACCACCUACAACAGAUCGGCUGUGAUCCCGACUAUGAAGCAGAUCGCCCGCGAGGAAGGACCGCGGGCGCUGUGGCGGGGGCUGAAGCCACGCGUCAUGUUCCACGUGCCGGCGGCAGCCAUCUGUUGGGGGACUUACGAAACUAUGAAAGCCUUGCUUUUGGAACGAAAUGGCUCCCAGUGA